AUGGCGCCCGACAAUAAGAGUGGUAGGAAGCGGGCUGCGACUGAGUCAAUAAACAGCACAAACCCAUCGAAAGCCACAGCAAGUACUGGUAUUAACACUUCAAAGGGUAGGGAUGUGUUGGAAAAUGAGAAAGGCAAGAAGAAGAUGAAUGCACCAGACAGCACAAACGGUACGAACGGCACGAAUGGCAGCAUUGAUAUUAAUGGUUCGGGUGUGAGUGUGAAUGCGGAUACAAAUGUAAGUGGGGGGAGUGUGCAACACGAUAACGAUAAAGAUAAGAAUAACGGCACUAACAGUAAGCGCAGCCGUAAGAAACGGAAGGUGCAACCAGCAAAGAAGGAGGCCAAGGAGACUGGUAAGGAGGGCUCGUCCAGCUCGCUUAUCGACCACGAUAAUAACACUACACACACUGACACCCUUAUCAGUAGUAGCACUGCAAAUACAGAUACCGAUUUAGAUUCAAGUGCAAACACCAAAAGUAUAAAAAUCGGUGGCAAUACCACCACAAGUACAACCAGUGCAUCCAAUAAUAGUACGCUUGCCUCAAAUCGAUUAGCCGCACUAGAUAAGGUAAUCGGAGAUGCAGCACCAGUCAUGCAUAGUCUGGAGAAGCGGUUGCGGAAUAAGGAGGGCAUGUCCGAUGAUCAGUUCCACGUGACUGAGCUCAAGAAGAGCAACGUGGACACAGAUAAUGUUUCUAUGGAGACAGAUAGUACUAAUGCUAUCGAUGGUGCAAAUGAGAUCGUGACUAGGGGGAAGAAAAGCAAGGUAGGGAUGUUUAUGAAGGAUAUAUUACCUGAUCUUUCCAGCACAACAACGACAACGACGAAGAACACGGCAUCAAAGGUGGGUACGGCUGGCUUGGAUGGGAUUAAUGGUCUUGUCGAUAUAAACAAUAAGGGAACAAGCAAUACAAACAGCACACGAGCAACUGACCCAAUGGAUGUGUCUGGUACUGUUGAACUAAGUGCGGCGGGUGAUACUACUACGGAUGCGACAUCUGAACGAACGAAUAGCACGGACAAUAAUAAUGGCACCAAAAAGAGGACCUCACAAAACGAAGCGCAAUUGAACACAGGCGACGCCGGGGAUAAGCUGUUGAGCGGUACAGAACUGUCAAAGCCCGAGACUAUCACGAGUGUACGUCAUUUAAUGGAGAAAUUUAGGCAGUUGCUGGGAGAAGACGUAGAACGGGAGAUCCAUGGGUUGCUGCUCGAGAAAAUCGCACAGAAAAUGGCGAACGCUGACAAUGGCGAUACACACACAAAGAAGUCAAAGCCCGAGACUCUCAUGAGUGUAUGUCGUGACGGGGAGAAAUUAGGGCAGUUCCUGGGAGAAGACGUAGAACGGGAAAUCCAGGAGUAUCUGCUCGAGAAAAUCACACAGAAAAUACCGAUCGCUGACAAUGGCGAUACACACACAAAGAAGGACGACGCAAAGAAGGAUGCGUCUUCCCUGUCUCUGAAGAGUUUAACUGGAAAUUCGCGCAUUAAUGCGCAGCAGGAAAGCGAAUGGAGGAAGGCUUUGUUCAAGACCUUGAAGGGUAUAGAAAGUAAUAAAACAGACAAAGUCACCUCGGAUAGUAUUGUUAGUGCUGACAAGAGCACUCCCGCGAGGAUCAGCAGUGAUAAAGCUAAAGAGAAUGACUCAGUGGGACCUGUUAGUUCGGCGUCGAAGGCACUGAGUGCGCAAAAGCGUUUGAAACAGAAGCAGCAGACCGCCGGGAGGCUAUACGCAGCCAUGGAGGAUAUCCUCAACUGUGGUAUAUGCUUCUGUGCCCCGGAGAAGGAGAUCUAUCAGUGUCCAAACGGGCACUUGCUAUGUGACGAGUGCCACAAGCGGCUUAUAAGCACAGACAACAGUGUAUGCCCCAACUGUAGGGCAGUUAUGUCGGGCACACAUCCGACUAGAAACAUUAUUGCCGAGGCAGCGCGCGAUGAGUUACCCGCCGAGUGCGCGAAUAGGGGGUGUACGCACGAGACAACGCUGGGAAGAAUACGGGACCACACUGAGAACACGUGCGAGUACCGAACAGUGUCAUGCAAGUUUAGUCCCAUAGGGUGCGAUUGGACGGGUAUAGCCAAAGACCUGGGCGAACACGAGGCCGGGUGUGUGAUCAGCGUGUUGCCGGGGAGUGAGUUGCUGGAGAUAGCCGAGAAACAAAGGGAGAGGAAAGCUCAGGCGCAAACUAACGCGAAGAGUGUACAGCAAAAGGAGAGCGAGAUUAUAGCCUUGCUAUCCAGCAAAUGUAGGAAUAUAUCCAUCAAGGACGUCAGGCUGGAGAAGGAUGAUAUGGUGCAGGAUAUCUGCUGUACACCUUUCAAGGCCGUCAAACAACGGUGGAUCAUCAAACUCGCCAGCAAACUGCUCCCAGCUACCGGGGAGCCCCUCAAAGCGAAUGCCACAGCCGCCGAGAAAGCCGCGCAUGAGAAAACAAGAGAGUACAAAGUAGGUAUCAGAAUCGUACGCUCCGGCCGGAUCGCACACAGGGGGCGUACAAAGAUGUCCUUCGCGCUGAUGGCUGGGCCUAGUCUAGCUGUGAGUCUGUCGCCUAUGCUGCUCACACACACGUUUAGUAACCAGGAUAGGAGCACGCCUGUGUUUGAGUUGCCGCUGAGUUCUGACGAGGCGAAGCGGUUCGUGGCGUGUCAUCAGAUACAUUUAAGAAUGAUCUUCUUCGAUCAACGUGCUGGACUUAAUAGGGAAUUCACCUCUCUCCGUACCAGCAACGGGGAAGUGUUCGACGGGCUGGAUGCAGAUGGCGGCGACUCAGAGAGUGAGUGUGAACACGAAGACCAUCACCAUCACGGAGAUGAUGUGGAUUUGUUCGAGGAAAGCGAUUCGUCUGAGGACGGCCAUGACGGUCAUGGGGCUGAGACGAGUACUGGUAACUGGAUUUGUCUGUAUUUUAAAUACGAAUACGAAAAAAAUCUAUCGCGAUGUUGUCUUGGUGUGUUGUUUAUUUUUGGAUGCAUAUAUGUAUGUGUUUUUGGUGUUUGUGUACGUUUUGUAGUGUUGGUGGACGGUAUGUUUCUCAGUGUAUAUGUAUACAUACGUAUAUAUGCAUUUUAUUCAUCCAUGCAUGAGGAUAUGCGUGUGAAAGCGGGGACGAUCUCUUUCGCGGUGCUGUGGCUCGGUUUGAGGCUAUGGACUCACCGGUCGACGGAUGCUCGGGUCACUGGCAUGUAGUAUUCAGUUUGCAGGUAUUGGGGAAGGUGUAUGUCACAGCACUUUCUCUACUAUUUCACACCUUAUCUUCGCUAUUCAGCUCAUUGGUUUCAACUAACUACGAGUAUUUUAUGUAUAAAUGCGUGUGUGUGGUUUUUAAUUGCAGAGAUGGUAUAUAUAUGUGCAUAUAUAUAGCUAUAUUAAAAUUCAAAUGUAUAUAUAUAUAUAUAUAUAAACUUAAUAUUAAUGAAUAGGAAUAUUCUAUAUAUAUAUAUAUACAUAUAU
This is a messenger RNA of Sphaeroforma arctica JP610, 3453 nucleotides long. RefSeq lists its product as hypothetical. The record is from RefSeq and is a predicted model, not a curated record. The transcript is spliced from 3 exons. Gene Ontology annotation, molecular function: zinc ion binding. Gene Ontology annotation, cellular component: nucleus. The coding region runs from base 1 to 3189 and encodes 1062 amino acids. NCBI's taxonomy places the organism in Eukaryota, Ichthyosporea, Ichthyophonida.